AUGUCAUGUUCCAUCUUCUCUCUUAUUGUAGCUCAAAUGAUUGGAUAUAUGAAAGAGGUCCAACACAGGAAUCAAACAGAAGUGACAGAAUUUAUUCUCUUAGGACUCUCGGACAAUUCUGACCUCCAAGUUGUCCUAUUUGGAUUGUUUCUGUUAAUCUACAUGGCCACACUGGUGGGUAAUUUGGGGAUGAUUGUGUUAAUUAAGAUUGAUCCCUGUCUCCACACUCCCAUGUACUUGUUUCUCAGCAGCCUCUCCUUUGUUGAUGCAUCUUACUCUUCUUCUGUGACUCCCAAGAUGCUGAUGAACCUUGUGGCUGAGAAUAAGGCCAUUUCUUUUAAUGGAUGUGCUGCCCAGUUCUACUUCUUUGGCUCCUUCCUGGGGACUGAAUGCUUCCUCUUGGCCAUGAUGGCAUAUGACCGCUAUGCAGCCAUUUGGAACCCUCUGCUAUACCCUGUUCUCAUGUCUGAGAGAAUUUGCUUCUUGCUAAUAGCUACCUCAUUUCUAGCAGGCUUUGGAAAUGCAGCUAUACACACAGGAAUGACUUUCAGAUUAUCAUUUUGUGGCUCUAAUAAGAUCAAUCAUUUUUACUGUGACACCCCACCUCUGCUCAAACUCUCUUGCUCUGAGAUCCACAUCAAAAACACAAUGUUAAAGAAAAACUACACAGUGGUGACUGAGUUUAUUCUCCUGGGACUGACAGAUAGAGCAGAGUUGAAGCCUGUUCUUUUUGUGGUUUUCCUAGUCAUCUACCUUAUCACAGUAAUCGGCAACACGACCAUGAUUUUCUUAAUCAGAAGUGACCCAAAACUUCACACUCCAAUGUACUUCUUCCUCAGUCAUCUCUCCUUUGUAGAUCUCUGUUAUGCCAGCAAUGUCACUCCUCAGAUGCUGAUUAAUUUCUUGUCCAAGAGAAAAACUAUUUCCUUCACUGGUUGCUUCAUACAAUUCCACUUUUUCAUUGCCUUGGUGAUCACAGAUUAUUAUAUGCUCACAGUGAUGGCUUAUGACCGCUACAUGGCCAUCUGCAAACCAUUGUUGUACAGCAGCAAAAUGUCCAGAUGUGUUUGCUUCUCUCUUGUUGCUACUCCUUACAUUUAUGGCUUUGCAAAUGGUCUGGCACAGACCAUCCUGAUGCUCUGUCUCUCCUUCUGUGGACCCAAUGAAAUCAAUCACUUUUACUGUGCAGACCCUCCUCUCUUAGUUCUUGCCUGCUCAGAUACUUAUGUCAAAGAAACUGCCUUGUUUGCGGUGGCUGGUUCCACCCUCACCUGUUCUCUCACCAUCAUCCUCAUCUCCUACAUUUUCAUUUUCAUAGCCAUUCUACGUAUGCACUCUGCUGAGGGGAGACGCAAAGCCUUCUCCACCUGCGGGUCCCAUCUGACAGCUGUCACUAUCUUUUACGGGACUCUGUUCUGCAUGUAUCUGAGGCCCCCUUCUGAGGCAUCUGUCGAACAAGGGAAAAUUGUAGCUGUUUUUUAUAUCUUUAUGAGUCCUAUGUUAAACCCGCUCAUCUAUAGUCUUCGGAACAAAGAUGUUAAAAGAGCAUUGAGGAAAGUGAUCCAAAAGAAAUUGUUUGCUAAAUAA
Molecule: messenger RNA, 1587 nt
Organism: Equus quagga
Lineage: Eukaryota; Metazoa; Chordata; Mammalia; Perissodactyla; Equidae
Product: olfactory receptor 1030-like
Exons: 2
Coding region: 1-1587 (528 amino acids)
Biological process (GO): G protein-coupled receptor signaling pathway; sensory perception of smell
Cellular component (GO): membrane
Molecular function (GO): G protein-coupled receptor activity; odorant binding; olfactory receptor activity
Source: RefSeq, a predicted model, not a curated record